Sarcophilus harrisii (Tasmanian devil) is the source of this 1492-nucleotide messenger RNA. RefSeq names its product G protein signaling modulator 3 (gene GPSM3). The transcript is spliced from 5 exons. Gene Ontology annotation, molecular function: protein binding; GTPase regulator activity. Bases 184 to 669 code for a protein of 161 amino acids. Lineage: Eukaryota; Metazoa; Chordata; Mammalia; Dasyuromorphia; Dasyuridae. Gene Ontology annotation, biological process: regulation of inflammatory response. The record is from RefSeq and is a predicted model, not a curated record.
GGGGAGGGGGAGAGAAAGAGAAAGGGGGAGCAAUGUUGCAAUCUGAUAAUCUUGAUAAACCUAUUUCUCCUCAUCAACAUCCACUUCCCCAGGACCCUCAAACUGAGAAUAGGCUCAGGUGUCCAAGUCUACAACCACCACUACUGCCUCCAAUCCCCUUCUCACCUCCCCCUACUAACGGGGAUGGAGACAGAGAGACUCCAGGAAGAAGAAGAAGGUGAGAUUGAGCAGAGCCUUCCCCCAGAUGAUCAAGGCUGGCCCCCUCUCAAUACUAUCAGACCUUGGAGAUCUGCACCCCCAAGUCCUCCUCAUUCCAGAGAUCAAAACAAAGACCUAGGACCCCGCUCCGCCUCCAUGCUCUCCCUGCAGACAGAACUCUUCUUGGACUUAGUAGCAGAAGCUCAGUCCAAAAGGCUUGAAGGACAGAGAGCCACCUUCCACAUUCCCUCUGGCUCCCUAGCCACAACCUCAGUCAGAGUCCAGGUUUCAGAGGACAGAGACCAGCUCUACAGCACCAUCCUCAGUCACCAGUGCCAACGUAUUGAAGCUCAACGUUCAGACCCACCUCUUCCACCAGGAGGGCAAGAGCUCCUGGAGCUGUUGUUGAGGGUGCAGGGAAAUGGCCGAAUGGAGGAGCAAAGAUCCAGACCUCCUUCACAUACCUGCUGAGCUUUCCCCUCUCCUGCUGAAGUUGGGAGGUUGUGGGGGAGGUCAAGUGAGGAGUAAGGGACUGAGAGCACUGUCUAAAAAUUGUCUCAGCCUAGGCCUGUCUACAGGGGAUAUCAGGAAUUGCAGAAAGCAGUGAACAAUCAACUCCUCACCUCCGUUCUUCUCUAUGGGUGAUACUGAGACCCCUAAAGUUUCCCCACUGAGACCAGGACAUCUGACAUUCCUCUAAGAAAAUCAGAUUGGGGCUAGGAAGGACAGAGAAUAAGAGCAAUGUAGGAGAAAGACUGAAAAGGGGGAAUCUUGGUAACUUAAAUCCUCCCAGGAGGAUACCCACACCUUUGUCCACUUGGAUCUGAACUGCUGGGGUCAGAAUAGAAUUUAGUCUUAAGGAAUGACUGAGAAACUAUCCAGAUCCAACCAGAUAUGUACUACCUAGGAACCUUCCAGGGGGAGGGGGAAAGGGACAGCACCUCUACCCUUACAACUUGUUCCUCUCAAAAUACAAACAUCUUUGUCCCCUAAGGGGGACCAGUUUUAUCUGCACUCCCUCCCAGUCUUCCAAGAAGCCAAGACCUUUGAAGGAAUAAGAGUGCUGCCCUGUAUAAACAACUGUGGCCUCUUUCCCAUCAGUGAGGGUUGGAGGAAAGAGACUGGAACUCUCCAGCCCCUUCACCCUUCCACUCAUUUCAUCCUUUGAGAGGACAGGAUGAAAGGGGGAGGUCCAAAGACAGGGUGAUCUGAGACAUCACACCCCUUCUGCUUAAUCCCACCUCCCUGAAAGCAUAUUGUUUCAAUUUUAUGAAUAAAUUUAAUUUCCAUCUCA